This is a messenger RNA of Humulus lupulus (European hop), 1933 nucleotides long. RefSeq lists its product as uncharacterized. The transcript has 6 exons. The coding region runs from base 166 to 1746 and encodes 526 amino acids. Lineage: Eukaryota; Viridiplantae; Streptophyta; Magnoliopsida; Rosales; Cannabaceae. The record is from RefSeq and is a predicted model, not a curated record.
GGUCCUCCGUAGACGCCAUUUUAUUGCGAGGACGAGACUAAGCGAGUUCUAUUCUCUGAUUUUGUGUACCAACUCAGCGAGUUACAUCUGUGCAAAGAAACUCAGCGAUUCGUACGUGUUGACUCACCGUGUUUGUGAAUCGACUAGUUUUUUUUUUUUAUUCACAUGGUUCAAUUGAUGAGUUCGGCUAUGGCCGAGUUGAAAGGCAAGGGUUCCAGAAAGGCGACGGUGAAGAUGGAGAUCGAUGUUGAAGACUUAUCGGAUUCUCUAAACUCGCUUCACAAGCGACCCAAACUCGACUCGUCUUCUCAGGAAAAUAUGAGUUCUGAUACAUUUGGAGACCAGUCGUCGAUGUACAAUCCUCUUAAUGAACCAAGUCCACUGGGUUUGCGUCUCAGGAAAAGCCCCUCUCUUCUGGACUUGAUCCAAAUGAAGCUAUCACAAGAUGGUGUAGCUAAAUUGGCAACUUUAGGCAAGAAAAAUCUCAAGGGAAGUUCUAUUUUUAGUAAUACAGAUAAGCUCAAGGCUUCCAAUUUCCCAGCUUCAGUUCUAAAGAUAGGAACUUGGCAGUACAAGUCGAGGUAUGAAGGUGAUUUAGUCGCAAAAUGUUACUUUGCAAAGCACAAACUUGUAUGGGAAGUGCUUGAUGGUAGUCUUAAGAACAAGAUAGAAAUUCAGUGGUCAGAUAUCGUGGCUCUCAAGGCUAACUAUCCAGAUGAUGCUCCGGGGACUUUGGAUGUAGUGCUGGCUAGACCGCCCCUUUUCUUUAGGGAGACCAAUCCCCAACCAAGAAAGCAUACCUUGUGGCAGACAACGUCUGAUUUUACUGGAGGACAAGCGUCCAUACACAGACAACAUUUUCUACAGUGUCCACAAGGCUUGUUGGGGAAGCAUUUUGAAAAGCUAAUCCAAUGCGACCCUCGUCUGAACUGUCUAAGUCAACAACCAGAGAUUGUGUUAGAGUCUCCUUAUUUUGAACCCAGAAUAACAAGUACUGAAGACAAGAAUGAGCUUAGCAAUGGGUUUGAUCUAAAGACGGAAGACAGGCCUGUUUUCUUUGGUAUACAUGAUACAACAUCAACAUCUGGUGCUCAGUCAUCCUCCAUAAACGAACAGGAAUUCACAAACAGAGCUCCUGAAAGUUAUAGCUCCGAAAUUUCCUCAGCUUGCUCAGAAUUCAAGAGCGUUGGAGCAGAGAACUCCAAGAUGCUAAGCAGGUGGGAUCAAAUCAAAAUGCCUGGAAUUCACCCAUCAAUGUCAAUGAGUGAUCUAGUGAACCACAUUGGAAAUUGCAUAUCUGAGAAAAUGACUUCUUCCACAAACCCUGCCUUUCCUGGAAAGCAAAAAAAUGACAAGGGCAUUCUGGAGGAGAUUACACAGUACUUGUUUAAUGAUUCUCAGUUUAAUUCGGCCUCAGAUGAGCAGUCCCUUAUGACAAGGGUCAACUCCCUGUGUUGCCUUCUGCAGAAGGAUUCUUCAGCAAACCAACUCUUCCACUCCAUAAGUGAUGACAGUAUUAGUGUUGAUCCAAACACUGAAGGGAAAACAGGCCAAAUAAACUCCAACUCUGGAUUGGCACCCGAGUCCAAAAGGGACAACUCCAUUGAUGGUUCAGAACGCAAGCAAUCUCAGGAUAUGUCCAGAAAGGACUCGUUUGGGGAGCUUCUUCUCUCUCUUCCAAGAAUAGCUUCUCUACCACAGUUUUUGUUUAACCUGUCCCAAGAUUCGGAUAAUCAAGCCAGAUAAUGAUUUUCAUCAAACUCCCAAAAAAUUUAUGUAAAAAUAGUAGGUUGAGAUAUAGUGACGUAGACAUGUUUGUAUUCUAAGAGUUAUACUUAUAGAAAGACUAGUAGGGUAGUUUUGCUUGUAAAUAUUUUGUAUUGUCUCCCUCUAAUGCCUUGGCUUGUAAAUCAAAAAUCGACUUUUGCAGUAA